This is a messenger RNA of Rotaria sp. Silwood2, 1275 nucleotides long. The record is from the annotation of a GenBank genome assembly. Lineage: Eukaryota; Metazoa; Rotifera; Eurotatoria; Philodinida; Philodinidae.
AUGGGAGCAGGCAAGAGCACCGAAGAGAAGAAUGAAGCAUCAAUUCUUCGUCGUCCUGAACAGGGUGAAGCUAGUGCUCUGUAUUGGGCUUGUCGAAACGGUGACAUCGACACCGUUCAAAAACUUACCGCGUCUAUUCCCUACGCUGAUAUCAAUUGUCUCGAACCGAAUGGUAGCACAGCCCUACAUGCAGCUUCUUUCUUCGGUCAUGCUAACGUUGUUCGACUCCUUCUUCAUCAAUACGGCGUUAUGCGUCAUCGGCGAAAUCGCCACGGUCUCACCGCAUACGAGGAGGCAGAUACUGACGAGAUUCAUUUACUAUUCCAUCGUUCACCGAAUUCACGACGAUUCUGCGGUGACGUCGCUACUGAUGAUAGGUAUUUGUUUACUUGGAGUAUUGACAAACAAACAGAAGACAAAGAUGACAACGAUGAGGCACCCAGCGACUGGCUUCAAGAAUUGAAUAAAGAAACGAUGACUCGCUAUAAUCAAGUGGCUGCCAAUAUCGGAAAAACGAUGGCUACAUCAUCGAUUAUACGAUCAUUGAUUCCGCGUAUAAUGCAUUGCAUGGAUCAACCCGGUCUUGCAUACAACGAAAGUAAAGCUGCAACAGAUGUACAACGCCUUAUUAAUGAGCACGUCACUCCAGCAAAUUCUGAGUAUCAGAAAGCAUGCGAACUUGUCUCGAAAUAUGUACGAACCAAGAAAGUUGAACAUCUCUUACGUCUUCAUUCGCUUGAAACACCCUUUUACAAGGUUCGCGGCAAAGAUGGAGUCGAUCAUUGCUUCCGACUUCUACUAUUUUAUAAACUAGAUACUUUGUACAAACGUGCAUAUCAAGGUCGCUCAUUUCGUGGUUUGACAAUGACUCAUAGCGAUCUACGAACGUAUCAAUGGGCUCUAAAGCACAAAGGUAGCAUUGUGAUAACCGAUAAUUUCUGUUCGACAUCUGUGGACAAGAACGCGGCUCGUGGCUCUGUUGACACUUCCUCUCCUGACACGAUUCAUGUUUUGAUGGUGUUCACUUUUCCAGAAAAAUGUGACACAGCUAUUCAACUCUUUCGUCUAUCUGACACUCUGCCUUCCAUAUCUGACUUUGACGACGAACGAGAGGUACUUAUUUUACCAAUGACAUCAUUUCGUAUUAUCAACAUUGACACUGGCAAAACAAGUGGUCAACACACAAUUUAUCUUGAAAAUGUUCCAACGGAAGGGGGACUUUUCGCAUUAUUAAAAGUCAUCUGGAAAUAUCGAGGAGAAACUUUUGAACAAUGA